Molecule: messenger RNA, 1258 nt
Organism: Racocetra persica
Lineage: Eukaryota; Fungi; Glomeromycota; Glomeromycetes; Diversisporales; Gigasporaceae
Source: the annotation of a GenBank genome assembly
GUUUGCCUCGACCAAUGCUACAAUACCUUCUUAUAAAGUUGUUGUAAUAGGUGGUGGAACUGGCGGUUUAGCUGUAUCAUCAACCCUAUCUCAAGUACUUGGUAAAAAUGCUGUAGCCGUCAUUGAACCAUCCAAUUAUCAACCUCUAUGGACAUUUGUUGGUGCUGGAUUAAAGAAAUUUGAUGAGUCUGCUAAGCCUAUGAAAGAAGUACUUCCAGAAAAUGCUGAGUGGAUUAAAAAUGAAGCUACAAAAGUUGACCCUGAAAAUAAUACUGUCAUAUUACAAGAUGGUCAGCAGGUGAAAUAUGACUAUUUAGUUGUGGCUACUGGUAUUCAAGUAAAUUGGGACAAGAUUAAAGGUCUUCCAGAAAGUAUGACUAAACCAAACAGUAACGUUACUAGUAUUUACUCAGAAAACUCUGUUAAGUCAGCGUGGGAUUUAAUCAGAAAUUUCACUGGUGGAAAUGCAAUUUUCACAAUGCCUAGUACCCCAAUUAAGUGUCCCGGUGCUGCCAUUAAAAUAGCUUACCUUGCCGAGGAUCGUUUUACAAAAAAUUUUGUACGAAAUAGAACCAAAGUUAUUUACAACACGGCAAUGGGCAAGAUAUUUAGUGUGGAAAAAUAUGCCAAUGGUUUAAAUCGUAUCGCUAAAGAACGCGAUAUUCAAGUUAAUCUUCAAACUGAGCUAACUGAAAUACAUAGUGAUAAACAUGAAGCGGUGUUCAAAGACAUAAAAACCGGUGAAUCCAAAGUUUUCAACUAUAAUUUAUUACAUGUAGUUCCACCAAUGGGCCCACCUUCAUUUAUCGCUGAAUCAAAGAUUGGAAAUGCUGCCGGAUGGGUAGAUGUUGAUCAAUAUACUUUACAACAUGUAAAAUAUCCAAACAUUUUUUCACUCGGUGACUCUUCCUCUGCUCCAACUUCGAAAACUGCCGCUGCAAUUUCUGCUCAAUCUGGUGUGUUGAAAAAGAAUUUACUAGCUGUUAUUAAUGGAAAUUUCAGUCCGUCUCUUGCUGCAAAAUAUGAUGGAUAUGCUAGCUGUCCUUUACUUGUUGGAAGAGAUAAAUUGAUUUUAGCGGAAUUUAGUGGAUAUACUUUGAAACCAAUGGAAACUUUUCCUUUUGACCAAGGUGUUGAACGAAAAUCAAUGUAUUAUCUCACAAAAGAAAUUAUUCCUGAAAUUUAUUGGUCUAGACUUUUGAAAGGAACUUGGACUGGUCCUCAUGAUGUUCGACAAUGGUUAUCAUUCAUUCCAUAG